AUGGCUGUGCUCUUGCAUCCCUCGUGUGCGCGGGCGCUCCUCAGUUUUUUCAGGGAACUGACUACAGGCCCGUCUGAGGAAGGAGAGCCAUGCACCUUGCAUGCAAUGGUGGCAUUCCCAUGGAUCACUCCCCUACGUGACUGGUGGCCCCCUGGGACCAUAUUCCCUGCUCUCCUGCCCUUGCAAAUUGUGAGCCCCGAAGUGGCGGUUCGCGCAAACCUCGCUUUGCGAACGAGCGUGCAGGCGUGCGAUUGCCAUUGCCUGAUGCCCCGCGGUCGGGAGUCGCAGCGUCGGGCGCCGGGUUUCGUACAAAGGGGACGCUGCACAGAGGUGCCAGGGUUUGUUCGUGUAAUGGAGUGCAGCGAGAUGUGGCGUGGUUUGAGCCUACUGAUCCCCGCCUCCGUCGUUGCGUUGUUGAUACUGGUGGUUUGCAAUAUCGCAUUGGAUCUAAAAUGACGGUGUAGAACAACGUAGGGUGGCAAUGUACUUGUUCCUGCAAUAGUUUCAUAGCAUGAAUUCGAACUGCAAUAGAUUACACUUGCAGCAGGUCCUCGAGCAUGUUCCAAGCGUGGUGUAACCCUUAGUAAGAGUUCUCGUCGUAUCUAUUGGUUACUGAUUGAUAGUUUUUAUUUUAAUGUAGGUUACUGAGCGUAGUUCAUUGUCAUUGCAUAGUUAACAAUAGUAUUUGGUCUUUUGGUAUCUGCAGCCACGAAGUAUGAGCCUUAUGCAAGGAAGUUUCUACAAAAUGUCAUGUAUAUGACGCACCGAAAGGCAGGUUCGGGGGCUGUGGACUGUAAUCACAAGCAAGGAAUAUAUUGUACCAUUUCUGGUGGGUUCAUGGAGCGCUGGAAGAUUUCAGCUAUUGAAUUCCAAACCUUACAAGUGUAGAACAGUUGAAAAGUAUUGCGGAUUUAAUUUCUUCUGGAGUGGUGUGAACGGAUCUCGUUGAUGUCAUCUGGCUUCUCCUUGGAGAAUGCUUCUCUGAGCUGCGAGGAGCACAACAAUGGAAUCCAUUAUAUACCCCUGAGGGUAAAAAGCUGGAAGAAUACAGGAAAAGUAGCGUUCGUAAACAUUGUCUGUAGGAUCGGCAGCGUCAACGAGAUUAAAUUCGGUAGAGCAAUCACCAGCAGUGGCACUAGCAAGUAUAGCGUCAACAACACUCCUGUAACAGUUUCGGACCUUGGGGCACAUUUUACCAGCAAUGUAGAUAUUGAAUUUGUGAUGAUAAUUUAUAUUCGAGGAGCCAUUUGUUGCAUAAGAUUAGCCUACCUUGAUAUCAUUAUUUUUGGACGUUCAUCCCUUAUAAUGUUGGUGAAGAAACAUUACUGAAUUUUCAACAACAGUGUGUACAUUUCUGUGAAGACAUGAGAGACGUAGAGGAAGGGAUGAAGAUGGAUUUUAAUGGAAAGAUGGAAUCGUUAUCUGCGGAUAUAAAAAAAACAGCUUCAGAGUGUGAGGGAUUUGAUCAGUUCGAGAGUUUACGUGGGAGAGGGAGGUUGCGAUCUCUUGCAGCGGUACGGAUUACGGAGGAAUCUGAUGCGGCACGGAAGGCUGCAAUUGAAGCUGCUGACAGUUGGAAAUUUGUUGAUAAGUCGAGCUUUCAGCCUGAUUCUCCUGUGUCCAUAGUCGAGGAUGGUGAUGUUCCUUCACACACUUUGAACAUGGCCCAGGUUGGAGAUCGCACUAUCUCCAAACCAUGCUCGAAUUUCGAGGCUGUGGAGCGCAAGAGGCUGGGCUUUCCCAGUAUUGACAUGUCUUCCGUGUACACGUACAACGAUCAGAGAAUUGCCGAAUUGAACAGAGAAUACCGAGAAAUACUGGAAAAACAGACACCAUUCACAGGAGGCGGCGCAGAAAAUUUCGUUGAAUCUGGAAGCGAGGAUGUGGAGCUGAAUGAAUCUCACCGGAGAAACAGAUAUCUGCAAAGAAACAACUCCCUUGAUGGUACACAGUCUCCAGGGUUGGAAGAAAGAAAACAGGCUCAUGAAAGUCACAGGCGUGCAGAAAGGUCUUCAUGGCCAGGUGCUACCAAUUCUGAUGGACAUACUUUGCGAACACUUGAAGACUACGAUGACAAGUUGUAUUGGUCAGACUCGGCGGAAGAUCACAUGGACCUGAGUCAAGAUACACUGAGCAAAGCAGAGGAAUUAGCAGAGGAGUUGUAUAGAGAUGCAAUGGAGAUGCACGAAAGGUUGUCCGCGGAGGCUGAUAUGCAAGCCGCAUUUACCGCAUUGAAAGUCUCUGGGAAAGGAUCACAUAAUUUGAUUGCAGAAACCAAGGAGACUUGCGGUACUAUAAUGUUCUCAAAUAGCCAUGUCCAGAAUGGAAGUUAUGGGAUGCUACCUUCAGUGUUGAUUCAGACCGACAAAAGUGAAUCACGCUCCAUAUCAUUCUCGCAAACGUCACAAUGCAGUAGUGACGCACCAGGAAGUGCCCUGGGUCCAACGGAAAGCGCUCAACUUGAAAAAAUGGUAGCAGCAGCAUUGAACUCCAGAAGUAAGGCAAACCAAAGUGCAGGAUCACCACAACUGAAUGUAGAGAAGGGGGAAAAUAUCAUCAUUGGCGACCAUAUGAUAAAGACCUUUGAUUACCAGGAUAGUGGCAAGGAUGGGGACAUUAGGACAGUCCAACAAGAGAUGAACAAGCUGAGAGAGAGCAACGCGAGGAAGCAGCUGAAGAUCGAUUCUUUGCAGAAGUGGAGAACUUAUUAUAAACUGGAGCUGGAAGACAGGGACCGGAAACUGGAGCAAAUUGAGAAGGGAUAUGCAAAAGAAUUGAAAAAGAAGCAUAAAUCUAUUAAACAGAUGGUAAAAGCACAUGCGAAGGGUAUUGCAGAUCUAGACGCCAAACGUGAUGAAUUGGAAGAUAAACUGAGAGGAGAGAUUAAAGGACUGAACCUAGUGAUAGAAGAGCUCAGUGGACAGUUAUAUGAUAUGGAGGAGCAUCUUGCAGCCGGGGGAAUUCCAUACAAGCUGCAUAUGAGUGAGAACACAGGGCCCUCUUCCAAAACUCUUUUAUCUGCUGUAAUUGGUGUGAAAGAGGCUGCACACACUUUCUCUAGAACGUUCAUGUCCUACCUUAAGCAGCAUUUAUCGAAAGCUCGGGAUUUAGAUGAACAAAUUUGCUUGGAGUCUGAAGUUAUCGUGGCACGGCCUUCCGACUAUAAGUUCCUAGUUCAGUCUUUCAUCCUCCGCAGGAUGUUCUUAGACUUUGACAGUGAAUGCUACAACAUCGACAGCUGCAUGACCGAAAUCUUUGACCUUGAGGAGCAGUCUAAAGCAUGCUUUCAAGAGUACAAUACAUACACAAAUGUUGCGGAUUCAGUUACGUUGCUAACAGACAAUCGACCCCAUAAUGUUUUCCUUCGCGAGUUCUGUUUCAAAAAGUUCUUGCACAUAGUCAGCGAGUCGACAGAGGAAGCUUUUUUUGGAGAUUUCAGCCACAGCGACGAGAUCUGUGCUGGUCGACAUCCGUCGAGCAGGUUUUAUGAGAGUUACUGCAAGCUUGCUGUGUCCGUGUGGCUGCUUCACAGGCUAGCAUUUUCCUUUCAACCACCAGCCAGAAUGAUUUCUGUGCGCAAGGGUGCUCAGUUUAACCCGACUUACAUGGAGUCCGCUGUGCCCGGCAUUUCUAGCGAUGCCGACACUGAUCAAUCUGCACUUCCAUUUGAAGCACUUGUGGGGCUUAUGGUUCAUCCAGGUUUCAGAGUGGGAAGCAGCAUUAUUCGUGCUCAAGUCUACUUGGUGACCACAUAGUAUUGGUCUUAAACUACGCUUUCAAUUACGUUUCUCGGUGUGAACAUACGCAUCGACCACAAAGUCGGCUUUCCAAAUAUGAUGAGUGCUGAAAGGUAUGGCGCUACAGAUGGGGCCGAUGCACUGAAAAUUGUUGUUGUAUCCGGGUUGCUCUCUUGGUGACCUAUCGAAGGGAUCUUGGGAGGUGGUUAUCUUCGUUUAUUUGUCUACGAUCAGCAUAGGCACUUGAGUCGCUGAGAAAUCAUGCGCAACCUAAUCCAUUCAGCAGUGCAUGUUCGUAAAGAAGCUGACACAUGUGAUGCUUUGGAAAACCUUAGAGCUGUGAAGGUUCUGGAAUCUAAAAUCGAGGAAGGAAGUAUGAUUGAUUGUUGAAGAUCCAAUAUGAUAUUUGCUUCAACGAUUCAGUCGCAUUGUGGAGUGCAUUAUCUGGCCCCGAUCUCUUCUCAUCUAGUAUCCAAGUUCCAGCUCUUUCAGGGACUGGACUGAUGUACAUGUUAUUGUACAUAUCCGUGAUCAAAGCAAGAGCUCGCGAACGAAUGAAGUGUACGAAACAGGUGAAGGAUAGCAACUUGGCAACUGGAAAUCAAACCUUACUCAUGACCUAAUAUUGGUCUCGCAGCGGGGAAAUGCCAUUUGAAUGCUGCUUUAGAACAAGAAAACAAGCGAAUCCUUAUUGAGUUCGAAGGUUGUAGGGAUCGUUUUACUGAACCUAUCAAAGGCGGGUAUCUUUGUCAAUUACUUCAUGCCAAAAUUGAACAAUCUCAGAUGUGAAGGAGGAUUCUGGCUUUAUAACGUCUACAAAUGAUUACUCCAGCCUUGGUGUCACCUCUUGCUACAAAUGCAACGUUGAAGCUAUUUGGGCACCGUUUUUAACUCCAGGGAAUUUAGGUAGUAGCAGAUGUGGCUAAGCUAGAAAAGAAUCAGUAAUAGAGUGCUCUUCUGAAGGCUGAAAGGAGGUACGGAAUCGCCGAAAGCUUAUUGUGCACUGGGUUCCUGUCUUUGCUUCACCUUCAAAGUAUGCAGUCCCGACCUACCAUUGUUUGUGUGUGAUUGAGCCGCCAAUAGGAUGCCGCAUUAUUCUUCAAAAGUUGUACGGGUCUUACUUUCAAAACUUAGUAGAUAGGAGAUAAAAAUUUGUUUUGGAAGUAAGACCUGUACAACUUUUUCCACUUUAACUUUCAUUUUUGUUUAAGCUUUAACAAAGAUGAAACCUAAAGUGGACAAAAAUUACAUAUUACUCAUCAAACGUAGAGAUGGGUCAACCUGGAAUCCAUGAUGUACUUUUGAAGCGAGCCAAUCCGUGUAUCUUCAAGGUAGCCUUCUCCAAUUUCUACCAUCAAUGGAAUUAUCUCUGACACUGUCGUAACUUGCUCAA
This is a messenger RNA of Physcomitrium patens, 5130 nucleotides long. RefSeq lists its product as uncharacterized. Gene Ontology annotation, biological process: response to red or far red light; negative gravitropism. The record is from RefSeq and is a predicted model, not a curated record. NCBI's taxonomy places the organism in Eukaryota, Viridiplantae, Streptophyta, Bryopsida, Funariales, Funariaceae.